Megalops cyprinoides (Indo-Pacific tarpon) is the source of this 2933-nucleotide messenger RNA. RefSeq names its product heterogeneous nuclear ribonucleoprotein Q-like. Gene Ontology annotation, cellular component: ribonucleoprotein complex; CRD-mediated mRNA stability complex; nucleus. Gene Ontology annotation, biological process: CRD-mediated mRNA stabilization. NCBI's taxonomy places the organism in Eukaryota, Metazoa, Chordata, Actinopteri, Elopiformes, Megalopidae. The record is from RefSeq and is a predicted model, not a curated record. Gene Ontology annotation, molecular function: mRNA 5'-UTR binding.
UUUUACAUCCUUGAGAGUGACAGAGUGGAGCCGGACUCGUGCCGGGGAGUUGUGCACCCAUCUCCUUUUUUUAAAAACUCCUUUUUUUUCCUUCCGAAAUUGUCCAUACCAUACAGUUUAGUGACUCAUUAUCAGAUUUCUGGAGACAUGGCCACAGAACAUGUAAAUGGAAAUGGUACAGAAGAACCCAUGGACACCACUGCUGCAGUUACCCAUUCUGAACACUUCCAGACUUUAUUAGAAGCUGGUUUACCACAGAAAGUUGCUGAAAAACUAGACGAAAUUUACCUAGCAGGCUUGGUAGCGCACAAAGACCUUGAUGAAAGGGCGAUAGAGGCGUUGAAAGAGUUUAAUGAAGACGGCGCCCUGCAAGUCCUGCUACAGUUUAAAGACAGCGACCUUUCACAUGUUCAGAACAAAAGUGCCUUUCUUUGUGGAGUAAUGAAGACUUACAGACAAAGGGAGAAACAGGGGACCAAAGUGUCAGAUUCCAGUAAAGGACCAGAUGAAGCAAAAAUCAAAGCCCUCCUGGAGCGGACUGGCUACACGCUGGAUGUAACGACGGGUCAGAGGAAGUAUGGAGGACCCCCUCCGGAGUCGGUCUAUUCAGGAACCCAGCCCACCAUAGGCACGGAGAUUUUUGUGGGGAAAAUCCCACGGGAUUUGUUUGAGGAUGAACUGGUGCCACUCUUCGAGAAGGCGGGGCCCAUCUGGGACCUGCGGCUCAUGAUGGACCCCCUCAGCGGCCUGAACAGGGGCUACGCCUUCCUCACAUUCUGCACUAAAGAAGCGGCUCAGGAGGCAGUCAAGCUGUGUAAUAACAGUGAAAUCAGGCCUGGCAAGCACAUUGGCGUGUGCAUCUCCGUGGCUAACAACAGACUGUUUGUCGGUUCCAUCCCCAAGAGCAAAACGAAAGAGCAGAUUGUGGAGGAAUUCGCUAAAGUCACAGAGGGCCUUAAUGACGUCAUACUGUACCAUCAGCCAGACGACAAAAAAAAGAACAGAGGCUUUUGCUUUUUGGAGUAUGAAGACCACAAGUCGGCUGCCAUGGCGCGGCGCCGGCUAAUGAGUGGCAAAGUGAAGGUGUGGGGCAAUGUGACGGUGACGGUGGAGUGGGCUGACCCCAUCGAGGACCCCGACCCAGAGGUCAUGGCCAAGGUGAAGGUUUUAUUUGUCCGCAACCUCGCGAGCACUGUAACGGAAGAAAUACUUGAAAACACCUUCAGCCAGUUCGGAAAGUUGGAGCGAGUGAAGAAGCUUAAAGACUACGCCUUCAUUCACUUCGACGAGAGAGAUGGAGCAGUGAAGGCGCUGGCUGAGAUGAACGGUAAAGACCUGGAAGGAGAGCACAUCGAGAUCGUGUUCGCCAAGCCCCCGGACCAGAAGAGGAAAGAGCGCAAGGCCCAGAGGCAGGCCGCCAAAACGCAAAUGUAUGAUGAUUACUAUUACUAUGGCCCACCCCACAUGCCCCCUCCCUCUAGAGGCAGAGGCCGGGGUGGCCGGGGGGGCUACUCCUACCCCCCCGACUACUACAGCUACGAAGACUACUACGAUUACUAUGGCUACGACUACCACAAUUACCGAGGCGGCUACGAGGACCCCUACUACGGCUACGACGACUUUCAGGCCCCAGUCAGAGGGCGGGGUGGGCGGGGCGGCCGGGGGGCGGCCCCACCCCGGGCCCGUGGGCCCGCCGCUCCCAGGGGCAGGGCCGGCUUCUCCCAGCGAGGGGGUCCCGGAUCGAGCAGAGGGGCGCGAGGGGCCAGAGGAGUCGCUCCGCUGAGGGGCCGCGGGGUACGUGCUUCGCGAGGUGGCCGCGGUGGAAAUGUAGGAGGCAAGCGCAAAGCUGACGGGUACAACCAGCCAGAUUCCAAGCGGCGCCAGACCAAUAAUCAGAACUGGGGCUCUCAACCCAUUGCCCAGCAACCCCUACAAGGUGGUGAUCACUCUGGUAACUAUGGUUACAAGUCUGACAACCAGGAGUUUUAUCAGGAUUCUUAUGGGCAACAGUGGAAUUAGAUCAAGCGUAGCAGAGCUUUGAGGGCAGAGAACAUUUUCAUACUAGCCUGGGGCAAUCAAACGUCCCGAAACCAAUGGCCUCAUGAAACUUGAAUGGCUACCUUUUUUAUUUUCUAUUUUUUUUAAUUGGUGUCAUCUGGCCAGAUUUCUCACUUGUGUGUAUAUAUAUUUUUACCUAUCCGCUUGGACUUGAACACUAGUUACACUCCCAGCUGCUUCUGGCGAACUUGUACUAUUUUAUUAUUUUUAAUCCAGUUUGGACAUUUGGACAUUUACUUUCACAGGCUUUAAGUGCAGUCUUUUUGGCUGUAGUGUUAUAUGUAUAUUUAUAGCAAUUUUCUCCAUGUCUUAAAAGUAGGUUAACAACAGCAAACACAACCUUCAGUUUCCUGUAUGAAAUACAAAUAAAAUAACUAUUUGUAUGCUACUGAAGAUAACACUGCUACAAAAUAACGUCUUGUUAUUUAAAAAUAUGGACCUUGGUCCUAGUUUUGGCUUUGUUUUGGCUUGUAUCCUUUGCUGUUUGUCUGCUUGAAUAAAAUUGCACACAACCGUGUAACAAACUUCAAAUUGUGUUUCAAAUUCAUGUUUCGGCAAAUUUUUUCCACAAAUUGCAUUCAAAUUUAAGGCUCCAUGUGGAAGAAAUGGACCAAGAGGUUUGCUUUCUCUAGCUCCAUGCUGCAAUGUCACUUUGCAUGCCUUCAAAUUACGUAGACCUUUUCAAUUUCACAUAGUGGAAGUGAGUGGACAUUCUCUUUUAGCUGCUCAGGCUAAUUAUGUAGCUGCACAGCUCGUUUAGUGCCCAUUUUGUGCUUUCCUUUAACACAGAGCACCAGUGCACAGUACACUGUGGAAAAAUUGAUUGCAAUUUGAUUCUACAUGAUGCACCCCCACAGGAGAAGAUAUUAAUCUUU